Messenger RNA from Lolium rigidum, 1626 nucleotides. RefSeq names its product exocyst complex component EXO70E2-like. The transcript has a single exon. Bases 70 to 1566 code for a protein of 498 amino acids. Gene Ontology annotation, cellular component: exocyst. The record is from RefSeq and is a predicted model, not a curated record. Gene Ontology annotation, molecular function: phosphatidylinositol-4,5-bisphosphate binding. NCBI's taxonomy places the organism in Eukaryota, Viridiplantae, Streptophyta, Magnoliopsida, Poales, Poaceae. Gene Ontology annotation, biological process: exocytosis.
UCUUCCCCCUCCAUGAGCUUGAUCCCUACUACUCAUCAGUAGACCACAAUCCAUAGGCACAAUUGCGGCAUGGCUGGUCGGCUCUCUACAAUAUCGGAGGGGAGCACCGACCUUGACGACUUCACGGCUGCCUACCCGCCGUGCGACUUCUACCGCGGCUCGAUCCGGCGAGUGGCCGUCUCCGGCGGGUUGAUCAGGUCCACUCUCUUCUCCCAGUACGGCUACGGUAGUACCGUCUCCAGCUACUCCAGCCAAUCUGGUGCUUCGUCUUACCCGUCCAACAAUUCCGGCUACUCCGGUUUAGCGCAUGCCGCUACAGGUGCUAGGGCCCUCUGCGACCUCGAGCUCAGGGAGAUCGCUCGGCGAAUGAUCCGCGACCGGUACACGCAGCGCAUCGUCCAAGAAUUCGAAGACGCGCCUAGCGAUGCACUUGGGAGGUGGUUCUCCGAGCUGGACGUGGAUUGGGUUCUCCAAAUCCGCGAGGGGUGUGGCUUACGGGAGCUCGAAGCAGGCAGGUCGGAAUCGUCGUUCCAAGACUUUGUCGAGAGGUGGAUCCGAGCUCUCGCAAUAAUAGUUCUCAGUAUGAGAGAGCUGCACCUCAUGACCAUCGGCGAGCCGACGUCGGCGGCAACCGCUCGGUUUGGCAAAGCGAGCAUCUUGGCGAUGCUGGUUUUCGUUGACGCCAUCGUCAUCCCAGCUGCUCCAAAGGGCCACGGUCCAGGGGACAGGCUAUGGGCCUUGCUGAACAUGUAUGUAUGCAUCUCUGACGCCUCUUCCUUCAAGUGGUCAGGCUCACGCAGGCCGAUUCCUCUAGAAACCCAGAGCAUAAUCGACGAGAUCAAUGGCUCGUUGUCAGCAGAAGAGAACAAGUUGAACGGAGCUAUAUUCAGCACGAUGGAGGAGAUUAAGACAUUCAUGGAGGAGGAAGACUCGUGGGCUGCCGAAAUUCCACGAGGAGGAGGUGAGGUUCACAGAAACACCCAGUUCAUUGUUGAUUGCGUCGUGUUGAUCAGGAGUGCUGUGCUGAAUUACCACUUCGAAAAUCUCCGUGCCCUGCUCCAUGAUACCACCGAUUACUUGAAGGAUCUGCUUUGGAGAAAAUCGAAGCUGUGCUCGGAUCAAAGCUUGAGGUACCUGUUCCUGCUCAAUAAUUCCUGUUUCAUAACACAGCAACUCGAGUCAACGAAACUCAUAGCAUGGGUCCAAAACCACUGGGAGCUUCCACCAGAAAGCAAGAAGUACAUAGAUUGUUACUUCGAAGUUUCUUGGGCUCACGUGCUGUCUUGCAUAUCAGAAUCAAAUCUUGGGCCGCUGCGCCGUUGGAACAACGGUUCGUCACUUGCUAGAUUCCUGUCAGCGUUUGAUAGGAUUUACAAGCUCCAGAAGUUCUGGAAGGUUCCAAGCCCUGAACUCAGACGUAUGAUGCGAAAAACUAUCACUGAGAGAGUUAUUGCAGGCUACCGCGAGUACUUGGAGGAGCACCCGGAGCUAGAGAAACGCAUCAUCUUUGGAAACACCACUCCAGACGAGUUGGAGGAGAUGCUGGGAGAGCUUUUCGAAGGAUGAAGUUUCUUGAGCCACAUUACCGGGAACAAAUAAAGAGGCCAGAGUUGGUGAUUCAUCGUU